UUUAUAUAACACUAUCUGCUUUCAAAUUCCUGGAUAAAUUAAUACUACUGUUCACUUCUUCUGAGAGAGAAAGAGAUUGAAAAUGGUGGCCGAUCGAAAGGGUAAAUCCGAUAUCUCCUUCGCUGGAACCUUCGUCAGCAGCGCUUUCGCUGCUUGCUUCGCUGAGAUAUGCACAAUUCCUUUGGACACUGCCAAAGUUAGGCUUCAGCUUCAGAAGAAAGCUGUUGGUGGAGAUGCGGCAGUCUUGCCGAAAUACAGGGGUUUGUUAGGUACAGUUGGUACUAUCGCGAAGGAAGAGGGUUUAGCUGCACUUUGGAAAGGUGUUAUUCCUGGAUUGCAUCGUCAAUGUCUUUUUGGUGGCUUGAGGAUCGGAAUGUAUGAGCCAGUUAAGAAUUUUUAUGUUGGGAAAGAUCAUGUUGGAGAUGUUCCUUUGACCAAGAAAAUACUUGCUGCCCUUACAACUGGUGCUCUAGGAAUAACAGUGGCAAAUCCAACAGAUCUUGUGAAAGUUCGACUCCAAGCUGAAGGGAGACUACCACCUGGAGUUCCUAGGCGUUAUUCUGGGGCACUUAAUGCUUACUACACUAUUGCUAGAACGGAAGGAGUUGCAGCUCUUUGGACUGGACUUACACCCAAUAUAGCACGAAAUGCUAUUAUAAAUGCUGCUGAACUUGCAAGCUACGAUCAAGUGAAGCAGACGAUUUUGAAACUCCCUGGAUUCACCGAUAAUGUUGUCACACACCUCCUUGCUGGUCUUGGGGCUGGAUUUUUUGCUGUCUGUAUUGGUUCUCCAGUUGAUGUGGUUAAGUCAAGAAUGAUGGGAGAUUCAGCCUACAAGAGCACGCUCGAUUGUUUCAUCAAAACAUUGAAAAAUGAUGGACCUUUGGCCUUUUAUAAGGGUUUCAUCCCGAAUUUCGGACGGCUAGGAUCUUGGAAUGUGAUCAUGUUUCUUACCUUAGAACAGGCAAAGAAAUUUGUGAGAGAGCUAGAAUCAUCUCGAGGAGCUUAAGAGAAACAAUCCAAUCCCG
Messenger RNA from Hibiscus syriacus, 1028 nucleotides. RefSeq names its product mitochondrial uncoupling protein 1-like. The record is from RefSeq and is a predicted model, not a curated record. Gene Ontology annotation, cellular component: mitochondrial membrane. Gene Ontology annotation, biological process: mitochondrial transport; mitochondrial transmembrane transport. The transcript is spliced from 9 exons. Lineage: Eukaryota; Viridiplantae; Streptophyta; Magnoliopsida; Malvales; Malvaceae. The coding region runs from base 83 to 1009 and encodes 308 amino acids. Gene Ontology annotation, molecular function: oxidative phosphorylation uncoupler activity.